UCGUCAAGCCUUUCAGAUUGCCCACGGCAUGUGAGUCAUCACAUGACGAGAACGCGAAGGCCACGUGACUAGUCAUGUGACUUCACUCAACAACAUGGCGAGCAGCUUGCAGGUUGUGAUCGUUUUGGCAGUCGCAGGCCUCUGUGCCUCCGCCCAUGUGAAAGCCACUCCACCUACAUUCAACUCCACCUAUAUCAUUAAUGGCGUCCUCCGACUGCCGUAUGCUGAAAUCAAUGAACCCUUCACAGCCUACUUUGACAGCAAGAAUAACAGGAGCAGGAUCGACUACUAUGGAGGUAGUGUUGUCACAAUCCUGAGAGCUGAUGUGGGAAAGUAUGGCAUUACUUACAAGCUGGCGCCAAUGUCCAACUACACUGUAAAUACAGAGAUGUGCUUCCAGACUAAUGGCACCAAUGACACUGUCACUACAAUACAGUCAAUUCUGCCAGAUCUCACAGGAUUCAAGUUCUCCGAAACUAAAAUGCUGAGCGGUGUACAGGUUGACCUGUGGAUGAAGCGAACUGUUGUCGGCACAAAGGAGAAUGUGUAUGUGAUGUACACCGACAGCAAAUCAAAAUACCCUGUUAGAUAUGAAAUGAUGGGAUAUGACACUCUGCUGGGGUCUCAUUAUGAUAAAUAUUCCCUCGACUAUGAAUCUUACAAAGGUGGAAUGGCUAUACAGGAGACUACGUUCGAGACACCAAAGAAUCUGUCCUGUGGUGGGUUCCCCGGGCCUGGAGUUAGUCAUCACCUCAACAUGAACCCAAUGAGGGAGUUUAUCCACCACGAUGACAGCCAUACAAAUCUACUGUUUGACACCUUUAAGAAGACGCACAAGAGGAGCUACGUGUCUGACAAGGAACAUGCACAGAGAACACAUAUCUUCAGACAAAAUGUCAGAUUCAUCUACUCCAAGAACCGAAACAACCUGAGCUACCACCUGUCUGUCAACCACAUGGCCGAUCGCACCGAUGAAGAGAUGAAGCUGAUGAACGGCUACCACUACACCCCCGGCAACCACGGAGGCUUGCCCUUCGACAAGACCAAGUACAACUUGAAGGACGUCCCCGACCAGGUGGACUGGAGGCUGUUUGGUGCUGUUACUCCAGUCAAAGACCAGGCUGUCUGUGGUUCCUGCUGGAGUUUUGGUACAACUGGCACCAUCGAAGGUGCCAACUUUCUGAAGACUGGCAACCUGGUGCGCCUUUCCCAGCAAGAGCUGAUGGACUGUUCCUGGGGGGAGGGCAACAAUGCCUGUGAUGGGGGCGAGGACUUCCGGUCCUACAUGUACAUCAUGAAGACAGGGGGUCUCACCUCGGAGGAGCAGUACGGCCCCUACCUCGGUGCCGAUGGAACCUGCCAUGGCACUAAAGUGUCACCUGUUGUCCAGCUGUCCGGCUACGUCAAUGUCACACCUUAUGAUCAAGAAGCACUGAGAGUGGCCAUUGCCAAUGAAGGUCCAGUCUCUGUCAGCAUUGAUGCCUCCCACAAGUCCCUGUCUUUCUACGCUAAUGGAGUCUAUUAUGAACCUGCUUGUGGCAGCGACCCUGAUUCCCUGGAUCACUCUGUCCUGGCUGUGGGUUAUGGUGUGAUGAACAACCAGGCCUACUGGCUCAUCAAGAACUCGUGGUCCACGUACUGGGGGAACGACGGCUAUGUCCUCAUGGCUCAGAAAGACAACAACUGCGGCGUGGCAACAGCACCAACAUUCGUCAAUAUCAAAUAAACCACACAAAACUGCACAUGUACAUACAAAUUAACAUUGUAUAUAUUUUUACAACUUUUAGUGCCAUCACUAUUUAAUAUUAUGUUGAUAUUUUAAAAUUUGUGAUAAAAAGUAAAAAUACAAAACUAUGUAACUAUGUCCUCAGGAAAAAAAGGCACAUUUACAUUUUAUGUACAAAAUAGCUGUACUGAUAUUAUUCAAGAUAUUAUUGUUUUUCAUUCAUGAAAACCAUUAGCACCAUAUUGUGCUUUAAUUGCUAUCCAUUGGCCACAUCAGUGCAAGAAUAUUGAGAUCACAGAACAAUAGGUACUGGAGAAAUAUGUCUGGGCAGUCAUGAUGACUGUUCUCACUGUGUCACACCUCGUAUACUAUCAUACGAGCGACUUGUUCUGAAUUAGAUCCCAUGAAAACCUGAUGGUUAUACUCACUCUUUCUGUCUCAGAAAUUUGUUUUGUCCGGAUAUUCAUAGUAUUUUCUAGUUGGACAGUUUAUCUGCCAUUGCUAUAUCUGUACAUAAUGUAAGAACCAUCAUAACAUUCCAUCCGUGCCCAAAAAUAAUGGAUUUUUUUAUGAAUGAUGAAAAGUGGUGAAAAAAAUGGCUGACAGAAGUUUAGUUUUUAUGAAAACUUUAGAAAUUGGUUCAAACAUGUUUUGUAGUUGCAUUCAUCUUUGUAAUGCUCAAAGUAAAAUGUAGUGCUCUUGAUUUUACAAUUGAUUGAUUAUUUUAUACUAAUCUGUACAGUUUGUAGAAUUGAAAAAUAAACAUAUGUUUUAUC
Molecule: messenger RNA, 2502 nt
Organism: Haliotis rufescens (red abalone)
Lineage: Eukaryota; Metazoa; Mollusca; Gastropoda; Lepetellida; Haliotidae
Product: digestive cysteine proteinase 1-like
Exons: 9
Coding region: 95-1726 (543 amino acids)
Biological process (GO): immune response
Cellular component (GO): lysosome
Molecular function (GO): cysteine-type endopeptidase activity
Source: RefSeq, a predicted model, not a curated record